Molecule: messenger RNA, 1336 nt
Organism: Ochotona princeps (American pika)
Lineage: Eukaryota; Metazoa; Chordata; Mammalia; Lagomorpha; Ochotonidae
Gene: HOXD1
Product: homeobox D1
Exons: 2
Coding region: 106-1098 (330 amino acids)
Biological process (GO): regulation of transcription by RNA polymerase II
Cellular component (GO): nucleus
Molecular function (GO): DNA-binding transcription factor activity, RNA polymerase II-specific; RNA polymerase II cis-regulatory region sequence-specific DNA binding
Source: RefSeq, a predicted model, not a curated record
GAGGGGGUAGGCGGAGCGGCGCAGACUGCCACGGUCCCUGCAAGGUUCCGCGCCUCGGCCCUGGCCCACCACCUGCGGGCUGGGGGGCUGGGGGAAAGCGGAAGCAUGAGCUCCUACCUGGAGUAUGUGUCUCGUGGGGGUGGCGGCGACGUGCUCAGCUUCGCCCCUAAGUUCUGCCGUGCCGACGCCCGACCCGUGACUCUGCAGUCCGCUUUCCCUCUGGGCAACAGCGAAGGCGCCUUCGUCAGCUGCCUGCCCCUGGCUGCCCCUCGGCCCGCGCCUUCGUCCCCAGUCGCCCCUGUGCAGCCAUCCGCUCCUCCCGCGGUCGCGCCCCGGUACCCACCGUGCACCCUGGAGGGUGCCUACGAGCCAGGCGCCGCACCUGCUGCUUCGGUGGCAGCAGCGGGGAGCGCGGACUACGGUUUCCUCGGGUCCGGGCCCGCGUACGACUUCCCUGGCGCGCUCGGACGGCCCACCGACGACAGCGGGGCGCACGUCCACUACGCCACCUCAGCCGUGUUCUCGGGCGGCGGCUCCUUCCUCCUCAGCGGCCAAGUGGAUUACACGGCCUUCGGCGAACCUAGCCCCUUCCCGGCAAGUCUCAAGGAGCCAGGAGAUGGUCCCCCCGGGGCUUUCCAGACCGCGUCCCCCGCCCCCGGCGCCUACCCCAAGUCCACCUCUCCAGCCUCCGGCCUCCCCGCUGCCUUCAGCACCUUCGAAUGGAUGAAAGUGAAAAGGAACGCUCCUAAGAAAAGCAAACUCGCCGAGUACGGAGCCGCGAAUCCGUCCAGCGCCAUCCGCACGAACUUCAGCACCAAGCAGCUGACAGAACUGGAGAAAGAAUUUCAUUUCAAUAAGUACCUAACGAGAGCCCGUCGCAUCGAGAUAGCCAACUGCCUGCAGCUGAAUGACACGCAAGUCAAAAUUUGGUUCCAGAACCGCCGUAUGAAACAGAAGAAAAGGGAACGAGAAGGGCUCCUGGCCAUGGCUGCUCCAGUGGCUUCCCUCCAGCCCCCGGUGGCAGGACCGAACACCUCCACGUCCAGCAAGAACCUAGGGAGCCCUUCUCCGGAUCUGGAGGACCAGGCUCCGGGCUGAGGCACCUUGGUCCUCAGGAAGCCACAGGCCACUCCCACCCCUCUCCAGACUCAGGGUGGAGGUGGCCUAGAAAUCGAUAGGGAUUCCACCUGGGGAAGAUGUAUUUUAGGAGGCUUCUUAGUUCCAUACUAUGUGUCUAGAUCUUAAUUUGCUGUCUCUUGAGAGUCACUGGAGUGUGUAUUGUUUGUGUCUUAUCUGGGGGAGAUGGGCCCAGUUGGCUGUUCAGUUGCCUCCUGUA